Messenger RNA from Colius striatus (speckled mousebird), 5373 nucleotides. RefSeq names its product protein associated with LIN7 1, MAGUK p55 family member (gene PALS1). Lineage: Eukaryota; Metazoa; Chordata; Aves; Coliiformes; Coliidae. Gene Ontology annotation, molecular function: protein binding. Gene Ontology annotation, biological process: establishment or maintenance of polarity of embryonic epithelium; protein localization to plasma membrane; generation of neurons. The record is from RefSeq and is a predicted model, not a curated record. Gene Ontology annotation, cellular component: plasma membrane; adherens junction. The transcript has 16 exons. The coding region runs from base 455 to 2482 and encodes 675 amino acids.
GUGGCCGGCGGUGGAAGCGGGCGAGAGGGCAGGGCCGGACCGGGUUCGGUGGUGGUUGCGCCGUUUUGCGGAGGCUGUGGCCGGUUUUCUCCGUGGGAUCUGUGGCGAGACGCCGCGGGGUGCGGGCAACCCUGACUUCCAGUUGGUGGCUGGGCCGGAGCGCGUCAGCGGCGGCGAGGGAAAGACGGACUGGAGACUGCAGUCAGAAGGUCUGGAAGCAGCAGAGUGAGCUGAGGAGCAUGUGGUGAGAUGUAGGUUGGGCUUUUAUGCUCUCAAUUAUGCCGAAACUAAUGAAAUUCUGCUGGAGAUUUUCUUACUGGAUACUUCUUCAACUGUCUUGUGAUGAAAGGGAAAUAUUUUUGAAGUUAUAAUGGAUUCUACACAACAUCACAACAAAAACUGUCCUAACAGCAGCAUUUCUGUUUGAAGAGAAUAAGUAUAAUCACAAAGAAUCAUGACAACUUCUCAUAUGAAUGGACACAUUGCAGAAGAUUCUGACAGUGAUGCAAAAAAUGUGGAUCUUUCUUCUCUUGAGGAACCUCAGAAGCAUAGAGAAAUGGCUGUUGAUUGCCCUGAGGAUUUGGGCUCCAGGAUGAUGCCCAUACGGCGGAGCGCUCAGCUUGAACGAAUCCGUCAGCAACAAGAGGACAUAAGGCGUAGACGGGAAGAAGAGGGAAAGAAACAAGAACUGGACCUUACAGCUUCCAUGAGGCUAAAGAAACUAGCACAAAUUCCCCCUAAAACUGGAAUAGAUAAUCCAAUAUUUGACACAGAAGAAGGAAUUGUUUUAGAGAGUCCUCAUUAUACUGUGAAGACACUGGAAGUGGAAGAGCUGUUAACUUCUCUUAAGCAUAUCCAGCACAUUUUGGUAGACCCUCAGAGCCAAGAGGAUAUCUCUCUCAUUUUACAGCUUGUUCAAAAUACUGACUUUCAGAAUGCAUUUAAGAUACACAAUGCUGUUACAGUGCACAUGAACAAAGCCAGCCCUCCAUAUCCUCUCAUCUCCAAUGCACAAGAACUAGCACAAGAGGUGCAGAGUAUUUUGAAACCCAGUCACCAUAAAGAUGGGCAGGAGCUCAAUGCUUUGCUGAAUGCCCCUCACAUGCAGGCACUUUUACUGGCUCAUGAUAAGGUUGCGGAACAAGAAAUGCAGCCAGAACCUGUGGCAGAUGAAAAGAUUUAUGAGAAUGUCGGCAUGUAUGGAGGGGAAACAGUUAAAAUAGUUCGUAUCGAGAAAGCUCGGGAUAUUCCUUUGGGUGCUACUGUUCGCAAUGAAAUGGAUUCUGUUAUCAUCAGUCGAAUAGUGAAGGGAGGUGCCGCAGAGAAGAGUGGUCUGUUACAUGAAGGGGAUGAAGUUCUGGAGAUUAAUGGCAUUGAGAUUCGUGGAAAAGAUGUUAAUGAAGUCUUUGACUUGUUGGCUGACAUGCAUGGUACUCUGACCUUUGUAUUGAUUCCCAGUCAGCAGAGCAAGCCACCUCCUGCGAAGGAGACAGUUAUACAUGUGAAAGCACAUUUUGACUACGAUCCUUCUGAUGACCCUUAUGUCCCCUGCCGAGAGUUGGGCCUAUCUUUUCAAAAAGGAGAUAUACUCCAUGUGAUCAGCCAAGAAGAUCCAAACUGGUGGCAGGCUUACAGAGAUGGAGAUGAAGAUAAUCAGCCACUGGCAGGCCUUAUCCCUGGAAAAAGUUUUCAGCAACAAAGAGAAGCCAUGAAGCAGACCAUAGAAGAAGACAAGGAGCCAGAAAAAUCAGGAAAACUCUGGUGUGCGAAGAAAAACAGAAAGAAACGGAAAAAGGUUCUAUACAAUGCAAAUAAAAAUGAUGAUUAUGACAACGAGGAAAUUUUGACCUAUGAAGAAAUGUCACUGUAUCAUCAACCAGCAAAUAGGAAGCGGCCUAUUGUUCUGAUCGGCCCUCAGAACUGCGGCCAGAAUGAAUUGCGGCAGCGACUGAUGAAUAACGAAGUGGAUCGCUUUGCCUCUGCAGUUCCCCAUACUACUCGGAGCAGGCGAGAGACUGAAGUAGCUGGCAGGGAUUACCAUUUCAUUUCACGACAGGCAUUUGAAACUGACGUAGCUGCAGGGAAGUUCAUUGAAUAUGGAGAGUUUGAGAAGAACCUCUAUGGUACUAGCAUAGACUCUGUGCGGCAAGUGAUCAACUCAGGCAAGAUAUGUCUUUUGAAUCUUCAUACCCAGUCACUGAAGACACUGAGAAGUUCUGACUUGAAGCCAUAUAUUAUAUUUGUUGCCCCACCUUCACAAGAGAGAUUACGUGCUUUAUUGGCCAAAGAAGGGAAAAACCCAAAGCCGGAAGAGCUGAGAGAAAUCAUAGAGAAGACAAGGGAGAUGGAACAGAACAAUGGCCACUAUUUUGAUACAGCAAUUGUCAAUUCUGAUCUUGAUAAGGCGUAUCAAGAGUUACUUCGAUUAAUAAACAAACUUGACACAGAACCCCAGUGGGUGCCCUCUACCUGGCUACGAUGAGAGAGCAACUACAAGGGACAAAUGGACUGCAGUCUAGUAAUCUUCCCCAGGAGAUUGUGCGUAGGUCUGCCUGACUGUAGUAUAAAUGCGUGUGAGCUCUAGACCUCAGUGGCUGCAUCCUUUGCCAGUGUAGUAUUGAGAAAAUGUGCUGUUCAUCUUGUGAGCUGGUUUAGCUGACCUAAAAAUUGUCCAAGUUUUCUCUCUCUCUGUGAUGUAGAAAUGGAGACCUUUUCAGUACUAAGUUCUAAAGCUUUAGAUAGACUUUUCUAGCAAUUACUUUUAUACAGAAAUCCACUUUUUACCUAGAAUCACUCUUUUGAAAUCCAAGAUUUUAAGUGUGUGUGUGUAUAUACGUCCAUGCUGUCACAUAGUUAUAAAUAUGAAUGUUAUUUAACACUUAACUUAAUUACGUUUUGGAGGUGAUGGUAGUUCAGGAGCGUAGUUCUACAGAUCACUGGGCAGAGAAAUAAUCUAUACAUUAAACAUUUAAAAAAAAAAGAGAGAGAAAUCUCUCCUGUUCAAAAAAUAUCCAGAAUGAAGAUGCUGCUCUGGUCUUGGGGCUGCUCUGUGAGGCUUGAGUUAAUUUUUUAAUUCUCAAACAUUCCACUUUCUGAUGGCACUCUACUUGGAAAAUGUGUAUAAUGUAAAUAUUUCAAUCCUUGCAUCUUUUUAGUUAGAUUUUUAAAAUCAGAUUUGACUGCACGUUAAUUUUAGAUCCAAUCAAAGAUGACUAUUAUAUUGAUCUUUUAGAUAUGACAUUUUUAUGGCAUUUUCUUUAAAACAUAUUGACUGACUUGAGCCGCUGUUUUCCACAGAUCUGUAGAGAUAUUUAGAAAGGCAAAGGUUAUAUUUUUGAAAAAAAAAUAUAGUUAUAAGACAUGAUGCUGCAAAGUCAACUUAGGUUCUCAUGUUUUAUAACAGAAUACGGACUGAAGUAGACUGUACUGAAUGUGGGAAGAUAGCGGGUUCUUUUAAUCUCUGCAAAUGGUUCAUCUUGUGGCUGUUGGUCUAAUGGAUAACUGGAAUUAAAAUAGCAGAAUAUGGCUACUGUGUUAUAUAAAUGAGUGCUGCAAUGCACUAGCCAACGUAUUGUCAUGCAGGAAAGGUAUGCAUAAAACACUGGUAACUGAGAAGUCACAAGAAUGGGGAAAAUUUGUAACGCUUAAAACAAAAAACUUGAAACGCAUGAACAAAAGGCAAGGUCUGUCUUAGUGUGUUCUGCAGAGCAGAUCAGAACACCUCUGCAUCCUCAAGUGAUUCUGAGCUGGGAAAGUUUAACUACUAAGGCUAUGCAUCUGCAGUGGGGCUGUUCUGUUGCUGAAGUUGACCAAGUAGCACUACCUUGGCUGUUUAGCGUAGCACAAAAAACCCCAACUGUGAGCGUCUCACCACUUUAGCCAUAGUGUUUCUUUGUUCCUACAGGUCAAACACUGGAGUUACAUCAGCGCGUAGUUCACUCGUGUCAGAUGUUGAAAGAUCAAAAAGUACUUGUUUUUCCAUUGUCUUACAUAAAUUCUUUCUUCAAACAUUAAAGAAACAAAUCCACACCCAUAGCUGUAUAGAGAGCUCAAAGUAUACAGCAGACAGAAACUGUCAAAUACUAUUCUAGUUACUGAGCUAACAUUCAGUAUAUUUUUGUAUUGAAAAAAAUGGAAGUAUAGAGGGCUUUCCUGUCUUGUUAGAAAGCAAAAUUAUUUGCUGGUUUGAUUAGUAUUUAGGGCUGAACCAGCAGUUAAGCAAUUAGUGGGGAUAAGUAAUGCCCCUUUAGAAAGAAAAGGGGUUGGAAACUUUUAAUAUCUUCAGUUGAAUUCAGUGUUAGAAGUAGUAAUGUGCUAGCUGUUGGCCUAAGGGCUGGAUAUUCUAAAUAAUGGCUUUUUGCCUCACAUUGCAGGCACGUACAUACUCCAUUGAAUCCAUAGUUUAUGACAACAACGUUCAAGUAUAUUGGAUAGUCAGUGUUCUGUAGAUGACAAAAUACUGUCUUGAUUCUACCCCUUUUUAAGAGAAAUUAUUGUAGAGGUAUUAGGCUUUUUGAUAUUGGCAGUUUCAUAGCUGGACAAAAAGGUGGAAAGCAGUGGAAUGUGUUCAUUAAGGGUAACCUAGCUCAGCUCGGUCAGUCCUGUCUCUACCCUUGUCAUCGCAACCAGCUCAGGAUGGUUGCUUAGGCAUUCAGUGCUCACAGGCACUGUCAGUCACAGUAGAUGAUGCCAUUAAGCUUGACUGGUGUUUGUGUCUGUUCUUUCUGAAAUGGUGUACAGAAGCUGGUUUUAUAAAGCUUUUGAAUGCAGACUUACAGAAUGUUGCUUGAAAUUCAUCUCUACUCUCUUAAUUCCCAAGCCAUAGUACUUACUGACAUCCAUGUAGAGAGGUGCUGUGACAGUUUAUAACCAGUGUUAGCUUUGUCUCCUGCUGAAAGGAAAAGCCUGAGCAGCAGAGAAGUGUACAUACUGUCCAGCUGCUGCUAGCUUGGUCCUGGAAUUACCUUGUAUAAGAAAUUCUUCAUUGAAGAUGGCAGAAUAAUGUGUAUAAAUUUCCUUGAGAGUAAAAGAGGCAAACUUCACUGGUUAAACAACCUAUCAUAGGCUGUGUAGUGAGCUUAUUAGACUGAAGUGAGGGUAUCUGCAUUUUUACCAGUCUAGAUUCAAUUAAAAAUGUUAGCUGAAUUCCAGAUUCACAUUUUUUAAUGCAAUGAUAUGUGACUUUCUAAAUUACAAGAUGAGAGGGGUUUAAUGCCUUAAAUUAUUUAAGGUGACUUUACUGAGACCUCUGGUUAGCCCCACAUUGUACUUCUAUAUAUGUAUCUGCACUCUGUUUUGAGACGUCAUGAACUGCACACUAAUGUAAAAAUGUAAAAUGUUUCUAGAUUUAAAAUAAAUCACUGUACAAUUUUA